AUGGCCACAAUCAAGGCCAUCGAGGCCAGAUCCGUCCACCAAAUCCAGUCAGGUCAAGUCAUAGUUGAUCUAUGCUCCGUCGCCAAAGAACUGGUGGAAAAUGGGUUAGAUGCCGGCGCAACAUCGAUCGAAGUCCGCUUUAAGAACUAUGGACUCGAUUCAAUAGAGGUCCAGGACAAUGGCACCGGAAUUUCUCCAUCCAACUACGAAACCGUGGCGCUUAAGCACUACACCUCCAAGCUGGCCAACUACGAUGACUUGUCUACGUUGCGAACAUUUGGCUUCCGUGGCGAGGCACUUUCGUCCUUGUGUGCCUUAUCUAAUUUCUCCAUGACAACGGCGCAGGCCGAUGAGGUGCCUAAAGGCAAGCGCCUUGAAUUUGAUACCAUGGGUAAGUUGAAGUCGACGACAACUGUGGCCAGCCAGAGAGGCACGACUGCAACGGUGGAAGAUCUUUUCGAGGGCCUGCCUGUCCGAAGAAAGGAACUUAGCAAGAAUGUGAAACGAGAAUAUGGCAAAGUGCUUAGUCUGCUCCAUGCCUAUGCUUGCAUUGGAGUGGGUGUCAAAUUCACGGUCAAACAUACGAUUCAGAAAGGGAAAAGCACGAUCGUCUUCUCAACCAAGGGUAACGCAAGCACUCGAGAGAACAUCGCCAAUGUGUAUGGCGCGAAGACUCUGGCGGCUCUUGUCCCGUUGGACCUGACACUGGACUCUCAGUCAAAAAUGAUGUAUACGACAAGGCAAGAGAAACAGACCAACAUCCAAAUUAAGGGCCAUAUCUCAAAGCCAGUCUUUGGCGAGGGCCGGCUAACCCCAGACCGCCAGAUGUUUUUCGUCAACGGCCGUCCCUGUGGGCUCCCCCAGAUGGCCAAAGCCAUCAACGAAGUGUACAAGUCGUAUAAUGUCUCACAGACUCCGUUUAUUUUUGCUGACUUCAUCAUGGAUACGGAUUCUUAUGAUGUCAAUGUCUCGCCAGACAAGAGAAUCAUUCUUUUACACGAUUCUGCUUCUCUGAUUGAGAAUCUCAAGUCGUCCCUCACUGAGAUGUUUGACCAGCAGGAGCAAACAGUGCCGCAAUCAAAAUUUCGUGCUCGCAAACUGGCUAUUUCUCGAGCUUCACCUGUUCAGCGACAGAUCUCUAUUGAUUCAGCAAAUGAUAUCAGGGGGCGGAGCUUGACACCUGAGUCUACUGCCGUUGAGGCCAAAGAUGACGAUGGGAUUGCGUCAGAAUCGCCACCAGCACAUCUGUUCGUAGAACAUUUCGGGAAUUUUGCUAGCACCCGAGAGCGGCCUGACCUGGACAAAGUUGACGAGAAAGGCGACAGACAACAGGAAGGCCGCACAAAAAGAACCGAUGGGCCCGUUAGGAAGGUCUUCGAACGAGCCGUUGGACACAAGGAGGACGAGGACGAAGAGGACGAAGAGGAUGACGAUGGUGAUGCUCUUCAACGACACUCGGAAGAAUCAGACACAGCAUCAGAAGAUGAAACAGAGAAUGAUCUGACAACAACUCGAGUGCAGCAAUUUAACACAAGAAUGACGGAAUCUGGAGUGGACGACAGCACAUCCAGGAGACGUUCAGGCCAAGCACUCGAGGACAAUUCGCACGAAACUAAAUCAUCAGCAGAUUCGGAGGAUGUCCUAACCGACACAGUACCAGAUGCCUUCAGUCGCAUGAGAACGAGGAGAGCACCGGCAGAGGUUGCCACGAUCACAAUAGGUGACAAGACUGUGACCACGAUACUUGGUACACAAUUUUCGCACAGUCAACAAGCCAGCGCGAGAAGCGGCCAAUCUGAUAGGCAGACGGCGGAUGGUAAGGCACCAAGUCUAUUUUCGCAGUCUCUCCGACGGUUUGGUGUCCAUGGACCAACAGAGGCCGAGGAUGAAGGGGAAGAAGAGGAGGAUGGUCUAGUACGAGGUGAUUCAGACAGCGAUGGCUUAGCAAGCGAACGUGGUCCAUCAACCUCCCAGGAAGCCUCGGAUAGAUCAUCGUCAGUUAACAAAGAUGGCUUCCCGGUUGCUCCCGAGGAGGAUUCAGCUGCGUCGUCUGAUGGCGCCUACAUCGACGACGAAGAAAAGAAACGCGAGGAAGAAAUGCGAGUUGCGGAGCUGAUCCGCGCGGCAGAGGAAGCAUCAGUCAUACCGACCAAAGACAACAUGAAGAGAGCAGCAAAAGCGAUGUCGGCUACACGGACGAGGGAUUCAACAACCAACUUGCUGGCGACAGUCAACGUGACAGCCAGGUCGAUCGCGGCUCAGGUAUCUGCGAUGCAUCGAUUGAGCGCGCAGACUCACGAUGCACAGGGUGUCACAUCGGGGGAGAGCGCAAACACAGAUGCAGAGACAAGGUUGUCCCUGACGGUCUCCAAGGCCGACUUUGCGAAGAUGCAGAUUGUGGGUCAAUUCAAUCUAGGGUUCAUCAUCGCUGUGAGACGUUCAGACGGGGAGGAAUCAUCGAGAACAAGACAAGAUGAGUUGUUCAUCAUUGACCAACAUGCUUCAGACGAAAAAUACAACUUUGAGCGGCUUCAAGGGGAGACGGUGGUGGGAAACCAGAGGCUGGUGCAGCCAAUCAGAUUGGAUUUGACGGCAGUGGAAGAAGAAAUCGUGCUCGAGAAUCAAGAUGCGCUAGAACGAAAUGGGUUCGAGGUGGAAAUGGAUCUUAGUGGGGAGGAGAUGGUAGGUCGAAGAUGUCGAUUGAUCAGCCUCCCGUUGAGCAAAGAGGUAGUGUUCAACACAAAGGACCUGGAAGAGUUGAUUCAAAUGCUGGCUGAAGCACCGGUGAAUACAAAGGAGUCGACCGUGCCUCGGCCGAGCAAGGUGAGAAAGAUGUUUGCAAUGAGAGCAUGCCGGUCGAGCAUCAUGAUCGGCAAGACGCUUUCUCUCAGGCAGAUGGAGAGGGUGGUUCAACACAUGGGCACCAUCGACAAACCUUGGAACUGCCCCCAUGGACGGCCAACGAUGCGACAUUUAUGUAGCUUGAACGACUUUCGGCCAUGGCAUGAAGGGGAUGAUUUGUCUGGAGAAAUGGAGUCAAGUGUGAGCCAGGCCUUUCGCAAUUAUACACAGACCAAUUAGAAUAUAG
Molecule: messenger RNA, 3088 nt
Organism: Exophiala mesophila
Lineage: Eukaryota; Fungi; Ascomycota; Eurotiomycetes; Chaetothyriales; Herpotrichiellaceae
Exons: 1
Coding region: 1-3081 (1026 amino acids)
Biological process (GO): mismatch repair
Cellular component (GO): MutLalpha complex
Molecular function (GO): ATP hydrolysis activity; mismatched DNA binding; ATP binding
Source: RefSeq, a predicted model, not a curated record